This is a messenger RNA of Octopus bimaculoides (California two-spot octopus), 1881 nucleotides long. Its product is annotated as histone deacetylase 2. Lineage: Eukaryota; Metazoa; Mollusca; Cephalopoda; Octopoda; Octopodidae. Gene Ontology annotation, molecular function: histone deacetylase activity. Gene Ontology annotation, cellular component: NuRD complex. The record is from RefSeq and is a predicted model, not a curated record. Gene Ontology annotation, biological process: heterochromatin formation.
AGCAGCAGCAAUAACAGCCACGGCAGCAGCAGUAGUAGCAGCCACUUCCGGCCUCUCUCAUUUCACCCUUUAACAUUCUCCAUCUCAGCUGUGGCUUUUCUUUCUCUCUCUCCCUUUUAACUCAAUUGGAAAGGUCUGACCGGAGGUUAUUCGGUUGACAACACUUACACACACACACACACACACACAUACACAAUAUAUAUACAUACAUACGUAUUUAUAUAGCCAACACACAUUCAUACAUACACAUAUAUCUCUACACUCACAACUGAUAUUUAAAUUGAGAGGCAGGGCGGCUUAUAUAUACAUACGUAUUUAUAUAUAUAUUAUAUAGAUUGCUGUGUAUAUAUAAUUAUAUAUCAUUUACUAUAUACACAAAAGAAGUAGAAAAAUGACCACUCAGGGACACAGUAAGAAACGAAUAUGUUACUAUUAUGAUGGUGACAUUGGCAAUUACUAUUAUGGGCAGGGACAUCCGAUGAAACCUCACCGUAUACGCAUGACCCACAACCUGAUUCUCAAUUAUGGCCUCUAUAGAAAAAUGGAAAUAUAUAGACCCCACAAGGCAAUCCAGGAAGAAAUGACAAAAUUCCACAGCGAUGAUUACAUCAAAUUUUUAAGAAGCAUUCGACCAGACAAUAUGUCUGAAUAUAACAAACAGAUGCAACGCUUCAAUGUCGGAGAAGAUUGUCCUGUAUUUGAUGGCAUGUAUGAGUUCUGUCAGCUGUCCACUGGUGGAUCUGUUGCGGGUGCAGUCAAACUGAACAAACAAGCUGCAGAUAUUGCAGUCAACUGGGCAGGAGGUUUGCAUCAUGCGAAAAAAUCUGAAGCAUCUGGUUUCUGUUAUGUGAAUGAUAUCGUCCUGGCCAUCCUGGAGUUGCUGAAGUAUCACCAGAGAGUUCUGUACGCUGAUAUUGACAUUCAUCACGGCGACGGUGUUGAAGAGGCUUUUUACACCACAGACAGAGUGAUGACUGUGUCUUUCCAUAAAUAUGGAGAGUACUUCCCUGGAACUGGAGACCUCCGCGACAUUGGUGCUGGUAAAGGUAAAUAUUACGCAGUGAACUUCCCACUUCGAGACGGUAUCGAUGAUGAGUCCUACGAAUCUAUUUUUAAACCUGUUAUCAAUAAAGUAAUGGAGAUGUACCAACCAAGUGCCAUUGUGUUGCAAUGUGGGGCAGAUUCUUUGUCAGGAGAUCGUCUGGGUUGUUUUAACCUCACCUUAAAAGGUCAUGGUAAAUGCGUGGAAUUUAUGAAGCAGUGGAAUUUACCGUUGUUAAUGUUGGGUGGUGGUGGCUACACCAUCCGGAACGUUGCUCGGUGUUGGACUCAUGAGACUUCUAUUGCACUUAACUGUGAAAUUGCCAAUGAGUUACCAUACAACGAUUAUUUUGAGUAUUAUGGCCCUGAUUUCAAACUCCAUAUCAGCCCUUCCAAUAUGGCCAACCAGAAUACAGCUGAAUAUCUGGAGAAGAUAAAAUCACGCUUAUAUGAAAACUUGAGAAUGCUCCCCCAUGCCCCUGGAGUCCAAAUGCAAGCAAUUCCAGAUGAUGCUGUUAACGAAGACAGUGAUGAUGAAGACAAAGAAAAUCCUGAUGAGAGAAUUUCUAUAAGGGCAAGUGACAAAAGGAUCGUGAGGGACGAAGAAUUAUCUGAUAGCGAAGAUGAAGGUGAAGGAAGACGAGACCGAAUGAACUACAAGCCAAAAGCCAAGCGUCCUCGUACGGAUGAAGAGAGGAAAGAAGAUAUGGACCUAAGUAAAGCAGAAGGAAUGUCCAUGGAUGGAAGGGACAGUGAUGCUGGACGGAUGGAGCACUGAAGAUACGCCCAGGCGGACAAACGGACGAGCUAUUUAUCCACAACCACCACCACCACCAUCAC